Messenger RNA from Rhipicephalus microplus (southern cattle tick), 1572 nucleotides. Its product is annotated as piggyBac transposable element-derived protein 3. Lineage: Eukaryota; Metazoa; Arthropoda; Arachnida; Ixodida; Ixodidae. The record is from RefSeq and is a predicted model, not a curated record.
AUGGACUCCCGCUCGUUAUAUGGGAAAAGGGGGCUUCGUACGCGCUUGCCAAUUGAAGACAAAAGUGAUGACAGCUGUCUCAGUGACAGCGAAGACGACGAUGUUGUUCCCUAUCAUCAUACACAUGCUCGAGUGUCUUCAUCUAGCAGUGAGGAUGAAGACGAAGAUGCGGUAGAUGAAACAAGUGCCUCUCGAAAGCGUGCGGUACGAUGGAAAAAAAACGGUUGUCAAGAACAGCGAGAAGUACCACCCUGGGAAAGCGCUCUUCCUGAGGCUGACACUGUUCGAGCUCCUAUCGAAUAUUUCAAGGACUUUUUUGAUGACAACUUCAUGGAUAACAUCGUUGAGCAGAGCAAUGUGUUUGCGACGCAGAAAAAUCCUAACAAAGGACUUGCUAUGUCUCGUGAUGAGCUUGAUCAAUUUCUCGGCACCGUCACAUUCAUGUCGAUCUGUCGACUCCCAAGAAGUCGGCUAUACUGGGCGGCCGAGUCCAGGGUCCCCACGGUGGCCGACACGAUGUCACGUGAUUGCUGGGAGGCAAUCAAAGCAAAUUUGCAUUUCAACAACAAUGAUGACAUGCCGCCACCAAAUGAUCCACACAAGGACCGUCUUUUCAAGGUUUGGCCAGUUAUUGACUUCCUCCUGCCGAAAUUUCAAGGUAUCCCAAAAACACAAGCCCUGUGCGUUGACGAGCCAAUGGUACCGUUCAAGGGACGCUCAAGCCUCAAGCAAUACAUUCCCAGCAAACCCCACAAAUGGGGUUACAAAGUUUUUCUGCUGUGCGACCCACAGGGCAUGGUGCACUCUUUCGAAAUAUACACAGGAAGGAUUGAUGCUGUCCCUGGGGAGCCCGACAUUGGUGCCACUGGCAAUAUAGUCCUCAAGCUUUCGCAAAACAUUCAGCCAGGACUGAACCAUCUUCUUUUCUGCGAUAAUUGGUUUACGCCCCUGAAGCUCUUUAGCUCAUUAUCAAAAAAAGAUGUCCACUGUCUUGGCACAGUCCGUGCUAAUCGACUGCAAGGUUGUCCUCUGCCUUCUGAUGCAAGCCUCAAGAAAAAGGGCCGAGGAUCCUUCGAAGAAUUCGAGACGGUGGUUGAUGCCACAAAACUAAUAGCACUCAAGUGGUACGAUAACCGAGCGGCCACAACGUUGAGCACGUUCGCAGGUGCUGAGACAGUUACGUCUGUUGGCAGGUGGGAACGCUCAAAAAAGAUGACCGUACAUGUUGAAUGCCCAAGUGCGGUCAGCAUCUACAACAAGUUCAUGGGAGGCGUGGACCAGCUGGAUGCACUGAUUGCAUAUUACAGAAUCCAUGUAAGGUCCAAAAAGUUUUACCUCAAGAUUUUUUUCAAUUUUGUGGAUAUGGUCGUCGUUGUCGCCUGGCUGCUUUACAGACGUGACUGUGAUGCAGUAGGCGUCCCUACCAAGCAGCAGAUGAACCUCCUCAAGUUCAAGUUCUACAUCGCUACCUGUUUGCUGAAGGAGAACAAGGACACUGCAAAGAAAAAAGGGGCAGGCCGUCCUCAUCUGUGGAAUCGCAGCUUGAGUGCAAGAAAAAAAGAGGGCCCAUAA